Messenger RNA from Sciurus carolinensis (gray squirrel), 7364 nucleotides. RefSeq names its product ZXD family zinc finger C (gene Zxdc). Bases 94 to 2526 code for a protein of 810 amino acids. The record is from RefSeq and is a predicted model, not a curated record. Gene Ontology annotation, cellular component: nucleus. Gene Ontology annotation, molecular function: transcription coregulator activity. Gene Ontology annotation, biological process: regulation of transcription by RNA polymerase II. The transcript has 9 exons. Lineage: Eukaryota; Metazoa; Chordata; Mammalia; Rodentia; Sciuridae.
CGCACGCGUGGCUCGGAGCUGGGCUCCAGGCCGUGCUCCGCGCCGGGCCUUGGUGUCCACCUCGCCUGGGGGCGGCCACACGGUGUCGCGCGCAUGCCUGGGAGGGGCGGACCGCUCUUCCUCCGAGGCGGCGGCGGCGGCGGCAGCAACGCCGCUGCUGGGCCCAAGAUGGACCUCCCGGCACUGCUCGCCGCUCCGACCGCGCGCGGAGGCCAACAUGGCGGCGGCGUCCCCGGCCGCCUACGCCGCGGCCCGGGGCCGCCCCUCAGCGCGGGCCCCGGACGCCGCCGCCUGCUGCUGCUGAGGGGCCCGGAAGAUGGCGGGCCCGAGCCGCGGCGUGAGGAGGCCCCCGGGCCGAGCCCGCCGUCCCCCGAGGACGGCGGCGACUCCUUCGUGGUGCUGCUGGAAGUGGCGCGCGGCGCCGCCGCCGAGGCCCCGGGGAGGCGGGAGGCCGAGCCCGACCCCGGCGCGAGCCCCGCGGGCCGCCCCGAGCCGGGCCCCAGCGGCCCGGCCACCGCCCCCGGCGCGGCCCUCGCGGGCACCGUCACCAUCGACCACCAAGACCUGCUGGUGCGCUUCGACCACGGCGUCUUCACGCUGGCCGCCGCGCCGCCGCCGGCGCCGGGGCCACCCGCGCUCGGCCCGCCCGCCCAGCCGGGAGCCGAGAGCCCGGGCCUGGCCGGGGGCCGCCGCGGACCCCCGGGGGCCGGCUCGGGCGCGCCGGGCUACCGCUGCCCCGAGCCGCAGUGCGCGCUGGCCUUCGCCAAGAAGCACCAGCUCAAGGUGCACCUGCUGACGCACGGCGGCCUCCAGGGCCGGCGGCCCUUCAAGUGCCCGCUGGACGGCUGCGGCUGGGCCUUCACCACCUCCUACAAGCUCAAGCGGCACCUGCAGUCGCACGACAAGCUGCGGCCCUUCGGCUGCCCGGUGGGCGGCUGCGGCAAGAAGUUCACCACCGUCUACAACCUCAAGGCGCACAUGAAGGGCCACGAGCAGGAGAGCCUGUUCAAGUGCGAGGUGUGCACCGAGCGCUUCCCCACGCACGCCAAGCUCAGCUCCCACCAGCGCAGCCACUUCGAGCCCGAGCGGCCCUACAAGUGUGAUUUUCCCGGCUGCGAGAAGACGUUCAUCACAGUGAGUGCCCUCUUCUCCCAUAACCGAGCCCACUUCAGGGAACAAGAGCUCUUCUCUUGCUCCUUUCCUGGAUGCAGCAAACAAUAUGACAAGGCCUGUCGACUGAAAAUUCACCUGAGAAGUCAUACAGGUGAAAGACCAUUUAUUUGUGAUUCAGACAGUUGCGGCUGGACCUUCACCAGUAUGUCCAAACUCCUAAGGCAUAAAAGGAAACAUGACGACGACCGGAGAUUCACCUGCCCCGUGGAAGGCUGCGGCAAGUCGUUCACCCGGGCGGAGCAUCUGAAGGGCCACAGCAUCACCCACCUGGGCACCAAGCCGUUCGAGUGUCCUGUGGAAGGGUGCUGCGCUAGGUUCUCCGCUCGCAGCAGUCUGUACAUUCACUCCAAGAAGCACCUCCAGGACGUGGGUGCUCCGAAAAGCCGCUGCCCGGUGUCCAGCUGCAACAGGCUCUUCACCUCCAAGCACAGCAUGAAGGCGCACGUGGUGCGGCAGCAUGGCCGGCGCCAAGAUCUCGUACCUCAGCUAGAAACUCCAAGUUCUCUCACACCCAGCAGCGAACUGAGCAGCCCCGGCCAAAGCGAGCUCACCAACAUCGAUUUAGCUGCUCUCUUCUCGGACGCACCUGCCGGUGGAAGUGGGUCGGCAGCUGGGUCGGACGAGGCCCUGAAUUCUGGAAUCCUGACCAUCGACGUCACUUCUGUGAGCUCCUCUCUGGGGGGGAACCUCCCUGCCAGUAACAACUCCUUAGGGCCCAUGGACCCCCUGGUCCUGGUGGCCCACAGUGACAUUCCUCCAAGUCUGGACAGCCCUCUCAUUCUUGGGACAGCGGCCACGGUUCUCCAGCCAGGCAGCUUCAGCGUGGAUGACGUGCACACCGUGAGUACGGGACCAGUAGGCUGUCUGGUGGCUCUGCCUGUGGGUCAGGACCCCACAGCUUUGACCUCCAGUGGUAACUUGGCAGCACAUGUCAUCACCCCGACCUCUUCAAGCACCUCUCAAGAAACCGCCAGUGUCCCAGAACUGCUGGCUUCCGUCAAGGUGGAGCGGGACUCGUCUCCUGUCCCUGCUGUAGUCAAGCGACAGCAAGGAAGCCCCGCCCCACCCCCGCCUGUGUUCUCCGGCCCGGCAGAAAAGCACAGUGCGCAGGACUCGGAGCUCAGUGCCGGCCCCGGCGGCCUCUAUUUGCUGUGUGACGUGGGGCUCCCUGACUUCUCUGAGUCCAAGUGGUGUGUGGUGAAGGGGUCGCAGGAAAGUGGGGGCUCAGCAAGAACUGAUUACCGGGCCAUUCAACUAGCCAAGGAAAAAAAGCAGAAAGGAGCGGGGAGCCAUGCAGAACAGGGAGAGGAAAGCAGCCGUGCCGUUGACCGGAAGAGACAGUCAACUUUGUGACAGAAAACCGAGGGCAUCCAUGUCACAGUACAAACAUAAACAAGUCUGACUCCCCUGCCAAGAGACAGAGGGAACAUGGCAGAAAGCAAAACCCCAGCUGGUGUUGUCUGGAGGAGGCACACCCUGGGUGGAAAUAUUCCAGAAGCUUAAAGUGAAAGACAGGAUAAAACCGAACAGAUCACAAAGCCAGGGUUCGUGUUACUGUGACAUGUUGAAUCCCAGGAAGAAGAGUGGGCACAGUGAAGAUGUACCCUUUCCCGGUUGCUGUUCGUGUGUGACCCGUAGCAGAGCUUCACCACCCACAAGCAGGGCUGGCACUGGCUCAGUGGCGGAGCGCUCGCCCAGCACGGGUGAGGCCCUGGUUGAUCCUCGGCAGCACAUAAAAAUAAAUAAAUAAAUAAAAUAAAGGUAUUGUGUCCACCUACAACUAAAAAUAUAAAAGAAAAUAUUUUAAAACUCAUGAACAUGUUAUACAAAUGUUUAUUUGAAAACUUACAAUAUGGAACAAUAUAAGUGAAAAUGAAUACAAAUCUAGGAGAACUGGAUGAAUAAAAACCUAGGAAUACUAAACCUGAUGAAUUAGGCUCCUUAUUUUACAAAUCAAGCAGGUAAAAAAAUGAGGCUACAAAAGACCUUCCCUUAAUUGGUGCUAUUCCAUGUCCAUGGAAUGUUCAUAGGAAUGAAACUGAAGAAAUCAGGGCACAUGGAAAAGGGUAGUCAAAAGUCUCUGGAAAAAAAUCUUGACUGUACUGUUUUCAGACCAUUCGUGGUAAAUUACAAAGUAAAAAUUACUUGGAGAACCAAACCUGCCAAACAGUUGAGUCAAAUAAAAGCUACUUGCAAAUACUGACAGACGUUGAUAGCCAUUUAGCUCUAAGUUUUUACUCUUGAGCAAACAACUUCUCUGCUUCUGUCUUUGUAAAAUGACGAUAAAAUCACCUGCUUAGGCUUCUUGUGGAGUUUAAAUAAGAUAAUACAUGGAAAGUACUCAUAAGCCGAUGAUCGCUGUGUUACUGGUUGUGAAAUGGGGAUGUGGCUGGUUCAAGGGUGUGCCCCAGAUGCCUUCCUAUUAACUAAGAAAAAGAAAGUUUAAGUGGAGUUAGCCGUUAUUUCAAGAUGAAAAAAGAACAGUUCUAAGAAGAGUCAAAUCCAGAUUUUGAUGCUUUCAUGUGACCACCAAAUUCAAAUUUGAAAGAACUUUCAUGUGUGGGCCAAACAAAACAUACCCUAGUGGAUAUCUUCCCGGGCUGUCAGUUUUCACUUUUAUCUGAGCAGAUGGACCAAGGAAAAAGAAAGCAUAAGUAAAUUGCACGGUGAGUGGGAAACACAGAAAUAAACCUGUCUCAUAAACUAUAUGAUAAUAAUUGAGAAUACUGAGAGCAAAAUGAUAAUUUUCCAGGAAAAGAGAAGUUACCAUCAUUAAAAAAUAAGAAUUUAAACAACUUAUAACCUUGGAAGAAGUUAGUGUGUCGGAGUCGCACUUCACUUGCGUGAAGGUUACGCAGGCCGAAUCUUGUCCUUCCUGUGGUAUGUGCAGGACAUGCCGACCCAGAGCUGGGUGAGGGAUGGAUGCUUCCCAGGACAAACCUGACUAGGAGACCCCUCAGAAAGAGUCUCAGACGGGUGACUCUGGGGAGUGUUCUCUGCAACACACCCUUAAGAUCUGGCACCAUGCAUAACGUAUCCUCACCAAAUGGGGCCUGAGAAUGAUAAUGUUGGGAAAUCUGCUAGCCAGUUUUUCACCAAGGUCAGUGAGGAACCUUACUAUUUUCUGAACAGAUCUUGUGUCUGAUUUUAAAAAUUGAUAGCCCUCACCGAUGGAAGUAAGAAUGCAUAAUAAAGAUUCUGUAGCCCAAACCAGCAACCUGCAGUAUGCUUGAUGGUGAAAUCAGAGGCCCCUCUGCACAUGUGCCUGGGGAUUGUACAGGAAGUUCUUAGGUAACCAUUGUUCCCCUUGGUAUUUUAUGGUCUCCUGGAGCUUCUUAUCAUUGAAAGAAACCAAGAAAAAGAAAAAAAAGAACAGUAGGCACAAAACAGAACAUCUAGAUUUUUUUCAACUGUUCGGCCAACCCAAAAGAAUCGACUGAAAAAUUAGUGAGAUGUAGGUGACACUUAGGGACCUGUUACAAAAUAAACGGGUACCAGCUGCAGUUCGCUGUGUGCAGCCAUAGCCAGUGAGGAGGUGGGGGGGCACCUCCCUCCUUCACAGUAGCAGUGAAAACCGGAAGCUCUGCGGGGAGACACUCCUCAGUGACAGGAACUCAAUGAAGAGGACAGCAGCUUGGCCGAGAGACAGACUUGAUUGCUCUCUGGCAGGGUGGCCUCUUCCCUUUGAUAAAUCACGGAGAGGCAGAGAAUAGCCCCAGUCAGUUGAGGGUGGACGUAUCCGGUCACCAAAGACUGAGUGAGCCCAGUGGUUAAUGUGACAGCGAGGAAGGAGGCCCGUGAGAAGUUACCCUGAAACAGGGAGGACAGGAAAGGCCUCACCAGAAAGGUGACACCCGCAGGCACUGGGAAGGGGGGUGGCAGGGAUGGAGCCCGGGAGGUGCGGCCUUGGCCAAGGGGACACAGUCCAGGAAGGACCUGAGGCCUGAGCCUGUGGUUUUAGGAGAGGGCGGAGAGCCCAGCUGGAGCCCGGGUGGCUCAGCCUCAUCCAUCAUGGUCACGACUGGCUUUCCACUCGGGUUUGCAGGAAAAAACUUGAGAAGAUGUAAUUAGAAGAAGUGCGUCAUGAUUUUAAAAGGGUCAUUCUGGCUGCUCCUUUGAAAAGUAAUAGUUGGGACAGGAGAGCAAUUAGGGGUUUUUUUAUGGUCAUCCAGCAAAAACAGGAGUGUCCAAGAUCACAGGGGUGACUGAAUGCUGGGGAAACCCGAAGGGAGAGUCCACAGGGUUUGCUGACACGUGGGCCUGCCGACUCCCCUGGGGGUUGUAGCACAACUUCACUUGAAACCCAAGAACCAUUGUGUAGGAACCCAAGGAAACGGGAAACGACCUGGAGGCUCUGCAUUGUGGUUCUUAAGACUUGUCACAGGCCACAGCAACUCAAAACAGAAAGGGCACUGGUGUCACAUAGGCAGAGCCAACAAGAGAGAGAGACUAGGACCAGGGUCACCUGUGUGUGGAAAAGGUGUCUCUUCACAGGAUUGCCAGAUAAAGACCAGCCUCUGGGGAAAAAAGAAUAAAAUUCCAUAGAGAAUAAACAGACUGAGCGUGGUGGCACACACUUGUCCCAGCAGCUCGGGAGGCUGAGGCAGGAGGAUCAGCAGUUGAAAGCCAGCCUCAGCAAAAGGCCGUAAAUAACUCGGUGAGACCCUGUCUCUAAAUAAAAUACGAAAUAGGGCUGGGGAUGUGGCUCGGUGGAGUGCCCCUGGGUUCAAUCCCCGGGACCAGAAAAACAGUGAAGAUGAGAGGCUUAAGGUUUCUGAAAAGCUGUCCUAAUAGCCAGCACUUAACUGGGCUCUGUUUUGUGUGCGGUAAUUCCUUUUAAAUCCUCACCGUCACCCUAGGAGAUCAUCCCACGAUUAGCUGCCCUUUCUGCACUGGGGCCACUGAAGCCCAGAGGCUGGGGCUUUCCAGCAUCUCUUAGGCAGCGGGGGCUUGGCCUGGGCUCUUCCCUACCAAGGGACCACAGGUAACCCAGAGCGGAGACCCCGUGAGCAUGAAGUCUUGAUGCAGAUCUGCUCCGAAGCAUUGCCACAUCAGACAAGGACGACGAAUGCCUUCGUGGGAAAGACACAGCGAACCCUCACAGAGGAGUGUGUCCGCCCCUGAGGCAGAUGAACGCCCAGCGCCAGCCCAGAGGCCUGGGAAGCAUCCUCGUGGACUCAGCCUGACGUUUCUGGAGGGUCGUUUGGUAAUGUUUCCAAGAGAAAAUUAUAAUAAUCAUGUUCACUCUUCCGGUUACAUCUUUGGAGUUUCGCCAGUGGAAAUGCCCAGGGGUCUGUAUAAAGGUGCCUUGUGCCAGCUGCCACUCUCCGCAGGAUGGUUUAUAAUGAAAUAUCUGUAAGUCACAUUUCAUCAAUAAAGCUGCACACUUUGUGUUUCUCAGAAAAGCUGGCUGUGCUCAGAGACACAUUUGUGUGAGCGUGUGCACAGACACGCGAGUGGGGCGUAUCCUUGCAUGGAUCGUGGUUUUUUUCCCUGAGUGUUGCGAUUGUGAAUAUUUUGUUACGACCAUUUCUACCUUUUGUAUUUGAGAACACAUGGACUGUGUAAUUAAAAAAAUCAUUAUUAAAACUGCCAUUGAAAUGGUGAGCAGUAGAGUAGCUGUUCCUCGUAGGAUGACUUUGUAAGACUUCCCCAGACUCCGUAUCCUCACCUGGAAACAGGCCUGGGGUCCCUUUCUGGAGAAGAAGUGGGAAAGAAGCCAGGUCACCAAGCACGUGCCUCAUGUCCAUGGAACUCAGUUACAGUGCAGUGGCUGAGCCCAAUGAGCCCCAGCUUGUGGGCAGAGGGGUGAGCUGACUGUGUUGUGCUGAGUUGUUUUCAUGGAGAAUUUGGGUGGAAUUGAGCCUUGAGAGUCAGUCAGUGACCUAAUCAUUUUUUUGGGGAGCCCCAAGGAUUGAACUCGGGGACACUCAACCAGUGAGCCACAUCCUCAGCCCUUUUUAUAUUUUAUUUAGAGACAGGGUCUCACUGAGUUGCUUAGGGCCUUGCUGUUGCUGAGGCUGGCCUCCACCUUGUGAUCCUCCUGCCUCAGCCUCCCAAGCCGCUGGGACGACAGGCUUCUGCCACCGUGCCUGGUAGUGACCUAAUCUUUUUAAUUACUUUUUUCACUUAAAAAUCUUUGGGCAUCGUAGUCACAGGUCUCUUCCUCAUCCUCCUGUUGCUGCCACAAU